AUGGAACAACCUCGUUCUCCGGGGGAAGCCCCAAGCAAAGCAAAACGGAAACCCAGUCUCCGUCGGUACCUGCGCAAGCAGGGCAUUGAAGUUCCUCCUGUCGUCCCUCGCACGCGUGACUCCGCCCUGCCGCCAAAGCGUAAACGAUCAUACCGCCGGCCGAACCGAAGAAGGGCGAACAAGAAAAAGAAGUUGGCAGCUGGCGGUGCCGCCGCCACUGACGAGGACAAUGUCCUGUCGAGUUCUGCUGCUUCUCCUGCGGCUGAGGCAACCAGUUCAAGCUCCUCGUCGCCUGUUGCCGCCUCCCCGCCUGUUGUUCUUCCCUCGCCCGCUCCUGUGUCUUCGCCUGCAGCCCCGUCUUUGCCUGUUGCCCCGUCUUCCCCUGCUGUCCCGUCUUUGCCAGCCCCAGAGCCCGCCAAACCUUCCGCUCCUCAUGUUGGCACUCAAAGCACUACAGUAGCUAAGAUAGAGGCCGCCAAUCAAUACGUUUGCGAUCCUGUGGACCCUCUGGGUCUAUUUGAUGAGCUGGAGGGACCUCUAGAAUGGCCCUCUGAAGGGCUCUUUGACUAA
Penicillium concentricum is the source of this 570-nucleotide messenger RNA. RefSeq lists its product as uncharacterized. NCBI's taxonomy places the organism in Eukaryota, Fungi, Ascomycota, Eurotiomycetes, Eurotiales, Aspergillaceae. The transcript has 3 exons. The record is from RefSeq and is a predicted model, not a curated record. The coding region runs from base 1 to 570 and encodes 189 amino acids.